AACCUGAAGGCAGCGCGUGACUCCACUAGUACAUCCGGGACAUUGAGGAGUUUCACAUGUCAGUUGGCUCAGCUGUCAAGGCUCAGCUGCAUGAGAAGGAGAGGCUCCCGUAGAUAGUCUGGGUUUAACCACGUCUUUCGGGAGAAGAGAUGGCGCUGAUGGGGGUUCAGCUGGUGGUCAGCUUGCUGGCCGCCAGCAUUAUGCAGAAGAUGGCUCCACAUUGCUCAUUUGCACGCUGGCUACUCUGCAACGGCAGUUUGUUCCGGUUCAAACACCCAUCAGAGGGAGAGCUGUGUGCAUUGGCCGGAAAGCAGAUGCCCAAACAGAACAGGAGAGACAGGAGACAGAAUGGGGAGAACAAGCCUCUCACUGUGCCCAAAGACAUCGACCUUCACCUGGAGAAAGCCCCAGUCAAUGUCAUUGAUGCUCUUGUGCUGCGUUUUUUCCUGGAAUACCAGUGGCUGGUAGAUUUUGCAGUCUAUGCAACGGGUGUCUACCUGUUCACUGAGUGUUAUUACAAUGUGGUGGAUGCCAGCAAAGAGGUCAAUAUUGGAGCUAUCUGGUGUGUUCUGACUGUUCUCUUCAGUCUAAAGACCCUUUACACUCUGAUGAGCCACUACUUCCGCUCCGAAGAGGGCGGUGAGCGAUCAGUGUGCCUUGCCUUUGGCUUUCUGUCUCUGCUCGUGGCCAUGCUGGUGCUGGUGGUGAGAGAGGACUACCUGGAGUUUGGCCUGGAGUCUGGCUUUUCCAGUCUCUUUGACAACUUGGAAAUCUUCGCCAAACAGCAGGGCUACGCUGACUGGUCAAUCCCAGUGACUAAGCUGACAGUGAAGCUCGGUCUGGCGGCUGUCUGUGCUUACAUUGGCGCUCUGCUGGCCUUCCCCGGACUGCGACUGGCUCAGACUCACCUCGAUGCUGUACAGAUGAACUCAGACCGGCCACUCAUCCAGAUUCUGCUGCACAUGAGUUUCCUGUCUCCAGUCAUUGUGUUGGUUCUGUGGGUGAAACCCAUGGCAAGAGACUUCCUGGCCAACGCACCCAUAGGAAAGACCUCUAUUACGAUAGUGCCCAGUGCAAUGUUUGACAGCAUGCGUCUGUGGAUCAUCGUGGUGCUGUGUGUGCUGCGCCUAGCACUGACUCGUUACCACCUGCAGGCCUACCUCAACCUGGCUCAGAAGUGGGUCGAACAGAUGAAGAAGGAGGCGGGACGUAUCGCUGCCAUUGACAUUCAGAGGAAGGUUACACGAGUGUUUUGCUAUCUGACUGUAGUCACUCUCCAGUAUCUGGUUCCUGUUUUUCUCAUCCUCUUCUCCACGCUGUCGCUCAAGGCACUAGGGGACUUCUCCUGGGGAAUGGGUGCAGAAGAGACCCCCGGGGUGACACCGGCACUGGUGUUGCCCACAGCAGCACCUGUGUUGGCCGGCGGUCCUGAUGAAGAUGAAGAGGGGAUGGAGGACAUGGAGGAAGACAUCCAGGCCACAGUAGCUCACCUGUCAGCGACCUUCACAGCGCUGCGGUCCGUCCUCACUCCACUUUUCUUCCGAGGCUUCUUCGCCUUCCUCACCUGGUGGGUGGCUGCCUGCCAGGUCAUCAGCUCUCUUUUUGGCAUCUACUUCCACCAGUACCUUAUGCAGAACUAACUGAGGAAAGCAGAGUGCCAUACUGCUCUACCUGCAAUGCAACUCUAGCCCUCAGCUAUUGUUGUACUGUCACAAAGGUUUCCUGCUGCAGAGGGGGGACAUUUCAUUAAAACACUACAGACAGAAUGCACCAUGUUUUUGGUCGUAACAGAAGAAUUCAUCAAGGUUUGUUGAGAAGAGAAUGGUGGUGGGCGCUGUCUGUUGCAACAUUAGCUCCCUUGUUGCCCUUCCGACUUUUUAUGACCAGCAGGCUACUGGCAUCAGUAACGCCAAUGUACAGAGAGAAUUGGAGUCUGUAUCGCGAAGCAAGUGUAACUUAGUCUGGCUUUCUUUGGGUUGCCCGACUUUACUGAGUCUGACAUUGGCAAUCCUUGAAAAACGGUAUCACGGAGGAGGUUAUCAGCUGCCUCAGCUCACUCUAUGUUGACUCACGUUCAUGCAACAUCAAAAGAACCAUGAGUGGAGUAUUUGAUAUGAUGCAGGGAUACCUGUGGGAAAAUUAGGUUAGUGCAGUAGCAAUAGGUGAUACUCAGCGAGGUGAAAGAUAUAGACCAUAAUCACAGAAGUGGAAUAGAAUAAGAGGCUGUAGAAAGAGGAGAGGAGUCAUUUCCAAACUUUCCCUGCUGCUAAAGCAGACAGAAGUAUGGAUAGAAAAACAAAUGCAAAUGAAAAACAUGAAAACUUGAUAAGGUCAAUCUGACCGAAAUGUUACACGUAUACUUUCCUGAGCUAAUAAACAGUGAGCGCAAUGCCGUGCCCAGUCAAUAUGCAGCUAUAAUAACCAUUCAUUAGGUUGUUAAUUUUUUAAACUAUCUGUUCACUCAAAGUCCUGAUCGAAACAUAGAGUGGACACAUGAUUGUACAAAAACCAUUUCUUUAUCUUUCAUAGUAAGUAAGGGAUUCUACUGCUCUAGAAAAUGUCUCUAUUUCUCUUAUUUCACUUUUUUGUGAACGCAGUACUUUUGUCCACAUCAGGAUUCUUCAGAAAUGAUGACUGUUUUGCCAGUGAGCUGACUGGUCAGGUUAGCCGUGCAGCCCAGGUUACCGUGAUGGUCUGUCCCAAUCGAAAGUGAGCCUGCUUCGUGAUACCAAAAAACUUGAGUAAAGCCCAAAGGCAGCUGUCUAACCCACUAAUCUCGCUUUGUGAUCCAGAUCCCUGAUGAUCUUCCAGCUACUUCAGCAGAACGUUUUUCUGCAACUUUUCAGAUGCAUCUAUGCCAGUGUUACCCGAAUGUUCUUUCUAGAACAUUGUUAAAUGCUGCAUAUGAGAUAUUUAAUGCUACCAGGUUGAGUAUUAGUACUUGUCCCAGUGUAGAUAAGACGCUUUAUUUUUUUGAGGGAGUCUUCGUCCUCCUUAAGGAACCGAUUCAAGUGUGCUAAAUGGUUUUGGGUUGUUUUUGUUUGUUUGUUUGUUUUUUCCUCUGGUUGUGUUUUUCUGCUUCAAUGUAUUGAUUGCAAAUAAGUAGUCUCAGAUCUCAGAUCCAGCUCAUGAAUUUAACGCAGCUGAACAACUGUAGUUGGGACUGUGUAUUAGCCAAGAACUGAAGAGUGGUUGCUUUGUAUAUAAAGAGUUUCGUUCAGAAUUCCUAAGUGCCUGGGAGCUCAGGGAUUUUGAGUCAGUUUUAAAAACUCCUUCCUCCCUGUUCAUGCAUAUUUACAAUGAAUGGAAUCCGUUGAUAGAUAAAAUUAACACGCCAAACUCAAUUCUGUUUUUCCCAUCCUUUUCAAACACUAUUCACUGGCAACAUUUUCAGUCGCAGUGUCUUCAUUAGCUACAUGUAUUUGUAGGUUUUUGCUGUUUUUGUUGCCAAUCAGUCAUGUACAUGUAGGAUUAGUCAAAGUCUAUUUUAAAUCAGUUUUGCAUUGGUUUAUUUUAUUUAUUUAUUUAUGACACAUUGCCUCAAAUAACUUUUGUUGUUUAGAAAUGAUACAGAUGCUGUGAUUCUGUGCAUUUUUUUAUUCUGUUUGUGGCAAGUUUUGAUUUUGUGUCCUGUUAUUUUUUUCUUAUCUUUGUUUUACAUAGCGUAUUUGAAUUGAAUGCUCUAAAAUCAUCGUACUGUGAAGUUCAUAUGAAAAUGUUGCUCUUUUUUUUUUUUAGAUUUUCUGAAUGCAUGGUGUUCAAACUUUUUGCUGUAACCUGAAUGUUUUGUUUUGUUUGUGUGGCUUUAAUAAAAUCAUUAUUUUCA
Molecule: messenger RNA, 3826 nt
Organism: Xiphias gladius (swordfish)
Lineage: Eukaryota; Metazoa; Chordata; Actinopteri; Istiophoriformes; Xiphiidae
Gene: tmem161a
Product: transmembrane protein 161A
Exons: 11
Coding region: 150-1640 (496 amino acids)
Source: RefSeq, a predicted model, not a curated record